Molecule: messenger RNA, 997 nt
Organism: Paramecium octaurelia
Lineage: Eukaryota; Ciliophora; Oligohymenophorea; Peniculida; Parameciidae
Source: the annotation of a GenBank genome assembly
AUGAACAUUUAAUAUUCUUUCUUGCCCAACUAUCAAUUCUAAAGGAUAAUAGGACAUGGAACUUUCGGAUAUGUGUUUGAAGCAUAUGAUAGAACCAAUGACAAAAAAGUUGCUAUCAAGAGAAUCCAAAAAAUUUCUAAACAAUUAAGUCGAGAAUAUGAAAUACUACUCUUACUCAAAGGGUCUCCAAACAUCAUUCAAAUAGAAGUAUGAUCUCUAUUAUAUACAGGACAUAUACUUGUCUUAAACUGAUGAAGGAAUAAAUGUCCAAAAUAUCAUCUUUGAGUAUAAGGAUUUCUCUUUAGAAAAUAUAUUGGCUUAGGCAAUAAGAAACAGAUAGUUCUUACAACCAAAUCAAAUCAAAAGUCUAAUGAGAUAAAUCAUAAUAGGAUUGUGUAGUUUAUCAGCUAAAGAUGUAGUUCAUAGAGAUCUUAAACCGUAAUUUUAAUAAUUAAUUUAAGUGAAAAUAUUCUAGUUGACAAGGAUGGUAAUUUGGUCUUAUGUGAUUUUGGGAGUGCAAAGGUCAUUGAUCAACGUGGAAUGAAUACGUCCUAUGUGGUAUCCCAAUACUACAGGGCUCCUGAACUUAUCUUAUCCCACACUAAUUAUGGAGCUGAAAUUGACAUCUGGGGUAAUCUGUGGGUUUUAAUUUUAGCUGCUGGGUGUAUUUUUUCAGAGAUGAUGGACUUAAAAGUGUUGUUCGAAGGUAAGAAUGAAGGAGAUUAGCUCUAUUGUAUCUUUCAAACUUUGGGGAGUCUCAAGGAUAUUGAGAUGAUCUAUCUAUUCCAAUAUUAGUCUUACAACCAAGAGAUACAAAAGAGGUUCAAAGGAUACGAGUAGAAAGAUAUGAAGUUUUGGUUGAACAAGUUCUCCCAUAUUCCUAAUAAUGAACUUGCAAUUGACCUCCUAUUGAAAAUGCUUCAGAUCAAUCCUAGGAGACGAAUAACGGCUAAGGAAGCUUUGUAACAUCCUUACUUUCAGGCUUGAGCAAUAUAUG